Molecule: messenger RNA, 1383 nt
Organism: Hemicordylus capensis (graceful crag lizard)
Lineage: Eukaryota; Metazoa; Chordata; Lepidosauria; Squamata; Cordylidae
Gene: NPM1
Product: nucleophosmin 1
Exons: 13
Coding region: 177-1082 (301 amino acids)
Biological process (GO): ribosomal large subunit export from nucleus; positive regulation of transcription by RNA polymerase II; ribosomal large subunit biogenesis
Cellular component (GO): nucleoplasm; cytoplasm; ribonucleoprotein complex
Molecular function (GO): RNA binding; histone binding; chromatin binding
Source: RefSeq, a predicted model, not a curated record
AAUGGAAGCAACCAGAUGGAGGAGGAGGAGCAGCAGGAGUGUGGCUCAGCUUUUGUUCAUUUAACAUAUUCCACUGUUAUUGGCAAAGGACUUAUGUCUGUUCUUGGUCGCUCCAGGGCGUUGCGUUCUGGACCAUUCCUGGCUGCCGACGACGAAGGAGGAAGAGCAGCAGCAACAUGGAGGACAGCAGCAUGGACAUGGACAACAUGGGCUCCCUGCGGCCGCAGACCUUCCUCUUCGGUUGUGAAUUAAAGGCAGACAAGGACUAUCAUUUCAAGGUGAAUGAUGAAGAAAAUGAACAUCAGCUCUCUUUAAGAACGGUUAGUUUAGGAGCUGGUGCAAAAGAUGAAUUGCAUGUUGUCGAAGCUGAAGCAUUGGACUACGAAGGCAACCAGAUUACUGUUACGCUGGCAUCCUUGAAGAUGUCGGUGCAGCCUACGGUUUCAUUAGGUGGCUUUGAAAUCACACCACCCGUAAUUCUCAGGUUGAAAAGUGGCUCAGGGCCUGUAUAUGUCAGUGGUCAACAUCUCGUAGCAUUGGAAGAAGAGCCAGAAUCUGAAGAUGAGGAUGAGGACAUGAAGAUACUAAAAAAUACUGGGAAAAGGGCCUCAAAUGUGGCAUUGACUAAAGUUCCACAGAAAAAAGCAAAGCUGUCGGAGGAAGAUGACGAUGAUGAAGAUGACGACGAUGAAGAAGAAGAUGAUGACGACGAUGAAGAUGAUGAUGAUGACGAGGAUGUGGAUGAGGAAGAGGAAGAACAGAAGACUCCAGCAAAAAAACCAGCCCGAGAUUCUUCUGCAAAGAACACACCAAAAUCAAACCAGAAUGGAAAAGAUUCUAAGCUGACUGCAUCUAAAGCAAAAACUCCAGAGUCUCAUAAAGAGAGGAAACCACAGACUCCAAAAACACCACCCAAACCCUUCUCUUUAGAUGAGAUUAAAGCAAAAAUGCAGGCGAGCAUACAAAAGGGAGUUUCUCUUCCUAAAGUGGAAGCCAAGUUUGUGAAUUACAUUAAGAAUUGUUUCAGGACAGAGGACCAGAAGGUUAUUCAAGCACUCUGGCAGUGGAGGCAGACUCUGUAAGCAAGACUUAAAUGGUUCCUUUUUAAGUUGAAGUCCUGUAUGUUUAACCAUUAAUAUCUGGCUGUCCUUUUUAUAAAUGCUAAAGCUUUCCCUACAAAGUCUGAUUAAUGUCGUCCAGGAUGUUUUGCCAAGAAUGUGUUGUCCAAAAUGCCUGUUCAGUUUUUAAGACCAGGACUCACCCUUUGGUUAAUUUCAAAUAUGUAUGGAAUGUUUUGAUAAUGCAUAGUAGUGGUGGUCAGACAAAUGAACAUGGCGAGGAGACUAAAUGUAAAUGUGAAAAUAAAAUUUAGUAUUUUAAGUA